AUGAAUAUGCUGCAGGAAUUAAAUUAGUCUGACUCCGACUCAUAUCCUUAAAAGAAAAGAGGUAGAAGUACAAAUGAUCGUCAAAGUAAAAUUAGAUAGAUUAUAUUAGUGACAAGCUAGGAGAAGUUUGAGUUUUAAAAAUAAUAUUAGUUGUUUCAACUGUUUUAUGAAAGUUGCCAGAACAUUUCAAUAGACUUUGUAUAUCUUAAAGAAUAUUUUAAUGUUGGUUUAAAUGAUUGUCCCAGUGAUGUUGAAAUUUUAAAAAUUCAAAAGAAACUACACAAUCGGCGUUUUUCUUCCAAUCCUAAGAAAAGUUGGGGUUUUGAUGAAAAAAAAGUAUUGAUUUGGGUGAUUGGAAAGUAUUGUUCUUUGAAAUAAAAAAAUUGCAGAUUCUUAAAUGGUGAUGAUUUUAAUGAAAUUGCAUAAUAUUUAUUUAGAAGAAAUGCUGAAAACAUCAAAUAAAAAUGGACAUCUAUGCACAAAUCAUCCUUAAUUACAUAGCCAUUCACUUAAGAAGAAGAUCAGUAAUUAUAAUUAUUAUUUGAAAAAUACAAAAACGACGAAAAUAGAUGGAAACAAAUUGCUUAGGAGAUGAGCAAAGUCAAUCAGAUAUACAGAACAAGUAAGCAACUAAGGGAAAGAUGGAUUAAUUACUUAGACCCAUCGUUAGUUAAAAUUAAAGAUCCUUGGACAGAUAGAGAAGAUUUAGAGUUGAUUUAUUAAAUUUAAUAAAAAGGAAAGAAAUGGACUGAAAUAGCGAAAUAAUUAAAAAGAAAUGAAAAUUAAGUGAAGAAUAGAUUUAAUGGUUUAUUAAAGAGAGAUGAAGUAGAUGAUGAUUUAAAUAAGUUAAUAGAUAAAAUAUUAUGGAGAAUUAGCAAAUAUCCAAUUGAUGAAUUGAACAAUUAAAAUGAAAAAUAGCAUUUCCAUAAUAAUCAUCAUUAAAGUUUAUUACUGGCUGUAGGGAAUAUUGAAUCAAUUACUAGAGAGACUUCCUUUGAAUUGACUCCUUGUAUGGUUAAUUUAAAGACUAAUUAAAUCUUUUUCACUCCUAAUUACAUGUUAUAAGAAAUCCUCUAAUAUUAAUAAUAAGAUAUUGGGGAUGAAUUUGAGAAAAUCAAGAGAGAAAUGGAGAAAUUUGAACCUCCUCAAUUUAGAGUCGCUUCUCUGUCUGUAAUUAGUGAAGAGUAUCAAUAACCAUAACUUUUACAUAAUCAGCACUUUAUACACUCAUUUUCUGAGAUACCCAACUUUGAAUCAUCAAAUUUACCUGCAUCUAUUGAAGUUAAGACAUUCAUUAAUCCAUUUUAUUCCUUAAAGAAUUUGUAGUAAAAGUACGUUCGGUAUCGGACAGAUUUAUUAUUACCAAAAGUAAUGAAUACUAUACCUUGGAAAUCCUAACCCUAAUUAUUAUUUUGUUGA
Molecule: messenger RNA, 1419 nt
Organism: Paramecium tetraurelia
Lineage: Eukaryota; Ciliophora; Oligohymenophorea; Peniculida; Parameciidae
Exons: 1
Biological process (GO): regulation of DNA-templated transcription
Cellular component (GO): nucleus
Molecular function (GO): RNA polymerase II cis-regulatory region sequence-specific DNA binding; DNA-binding transcription factor activity, RNA polymerase II-specific
Source: RefSeq, a predicted model, not a curated record